AUGUCACCCCCAAAACCAAAACCCGACAAAUCUCCAUCACCACGGCCAAAGACCCCCAAGAUCACGCCCACAAACUCCAAGAAUGGCGCCCCGACAAUUUCACCGACCAGAUCGGCCACGGCGCUGGGAGCCACCACUCCCAAGAGUGUGCCGACACCUACCAAUAGCGGCCUGUCACACCACAAGAAGAAGCCCGAGCUGAAGAAGCCCGAGCCGAGUCUUCUGGGUGAUUUCCUACUCGGCCGACCAUCCCCGCAGCGCGUAGCCGCACAGCGCUCAGCCUCGAAGCGACGAAAGACCAUGUCCAUGGAUGCCCAAAAUGUUCGAGAGGAGCUACGCCAAGAGAUGCGCGCCGCAGCUGUACGGAAGCUACAACAACCUGGUGGCGUUCGCGAUCGUGUCAAGGCAUGGCAAAAGGCGUCGCAGGCGGCAGUCAAGGCAGAGGGCCUUCCUAUUCCGGUCGCAGAAGAUGCGCGAAGCGAACCGACCGAAUUCGCUGUCAACUUGAGCGGCGAUGACGUGGACGAGGAGGACCGAAUGAGGAUCAAGUGGCGGCAGAAGCCCCCCAAGAAGAAGAAGCCAAAAUUCGAGACGGUGGAACCCAAGGGUACGAGUGGGAGCGAUAGCACUGCCAAGGAAAAGAUAAAAGUGCUAAGGAAAUUGGCCGACGACAGGCCCGAUGUUAUUAUCAAGGAAGCGCGACCAAGGCCCGAGUUGCCCAAGAAGAGGAUUAUAAGCGACGACCACUGGAUGAAGAAGCAGCAAAAGGGAAAAGGGCAAGCAAAAAGUCCGGUACCCGAAGCAGGCCAACCCAUACCAAAAGACUUUCUCAAACGAACGGCGCAAAAUCCCUCGGUACAAAAGAAGAUCAGAGAUUGGGCUCAGAGGGUAGAGCUCCCGCCGCCCCCGCCACCUGUUGCCCGGCGCCCGACGGUCAAGACAUAUCGCCAUGCCAAAACCGGUGAGACGGUCACGGUUGAGGUAGACGAGGACGACGAUCAUCACCGCGGGGCACUGUCGGAACCAGAUAUGCCGCGUAGGAAGCGUUCAUCGUCUGGUGAAAGUAGGAGGUCAAGCUCAAACCCAAGGACGCAACAGUGUCCACCCAAUGAUGGAAUUAGGGUGCGUUCCUUACAGAAACGGGGCUCCAAAGAUGAUGGAAUAAGGAUCUGCCCAGCAAAGCCCGCCCGGUCACUGCCAGACGAUGGCAUUAGAGUUCGCCCGGGUCCUCCUGUCUCUGCCGACAGCAGCAGCAGGUCCACUUCUACAGUUAGUCCCUCCUCUUCGUCCGGGCGGACACCGAGCGAUCGGUCCGGUAGCAGAACACCCCCCAGAGGAGCUUCACCUCCUCCAAGAAGAACCUCAACUCCGCCGCGAAGAGCUUCGACCCCGCUUAGAAAAGCAUCGACUCCCAAGCCAAGAGCGCGUAGUGAUCACUCGGCUGCUUCUGACGAUGUGAUAGAAGUCAUCGUUGAACCUGAAAGCGAAGUGUCAUCAAGGAGGAGCCCGAGUCCUCCGCCGAAGAGAAGGUUAAGAAGCCCUCCACCUCCGAAGAGGAAGCUGCCAAGAAGAAGGGGUUCCCGUGGCGGUGCGCGAAGAAAACCGAAGCGAAGAAGUCCUAGCCCACCAAACACAGCCACGCAAACAGAAACUACAACGGAUGACAGGCGACCGGGCGCUGACAAACCAAUGCCAACUCCUAGGAAUGGUGGAUCAUCCGCAGAGGAUUCUGACCGGCGCCCACCAACUGCCGCUGGCGUUGAUGAUUUAGCAGAGAUUCCAUUCGGCUUUUCGGCGUUUAGCGAACUGGAACUCCCGUUGAGGGGUAAUACCCAGAGAACACAUGCCCGCCAAAAUGCGAAACCUAAGCCGAAACCUCAGAGAAAUGAAAGCCUCAAACUAGUACCGAAUGUCCUCAAAAAGGUUAUGACCGGCGCCAUGGAGAAAAUGCAGGAGAUGGCGGAACCGCCGAGGCCUCCCCCUACAGGGACCAAGCCCGCUAGAAUCGAAUCUUGGUUGAACAACACGGUUGACCCCUUCGUAGAGGGUAUGCCGAACUUACCACCAGUUGUUGCCCCCGAACCCCUACGAGUCUCGACCCCUGAGCGCAAUUCCAAGGAGAAGUUGGUCGACAGAGAUCUACCAGCUCAUAGGGAACGGGCCCCCGAGCGCAACUCGAAGGAGAAGCUGGUCGAUAGAGAUGUGUCGACGCACAAGGCACGGACUCACGAGAUUUCCAAGCGCGCUUCGGCAGAGCUGCCGCGCAGGAAAGAGAGACCUCAGACUCCGGUAACCCAUGAAGAGCUACGGAAGACUUCAACACGAUCGGAUGAUAGCGAAGUAACUCCCAAGAGGAGAAAGAGUCCUACAACUACCCCUGAUUCGGCGGCGGGGCUGAAACGACGCUCGACUCCUAGGAGCCCAACAUUACCGCGAAGGAGCAGUGGUUCCGCAAAGAAGCCCUUUCGGGAUGUGUUGAAGGAGGCCUUCAAGGGCGAAUCCAGUGCGCACAAAAUAGCACCUAUGGUAUAUCCCAGCUGCGAGACGGACGUUGAAUCUGAACCAGAAACCGAGGAUGACUUGGAGUCCAGGAGAAGCCCACCGCAGCAGCGCUCUCCUGACUCAUACAAGAGAAGAUCAGCAUCUCCUGAUCGCCCUUCCAGAGCCGAUUCCUAUUCCUCGUCAGAACCUAGCACACGGGGGCCCUCGCGCAGAAGACGACCAACGAGUGACUUGCAUGAUCUAUCCACCAUACUAUCUGAGGACUCCCGCGAAUAUCAGGAACCAUAUGGCAAGAAGGAUACGGAUAGCGUCUCCACUGUUUCCCAAUCCACCGUAACACAGGCUCCCGAAGAGGCGUUCGGCCAGCCGACACCCCUCACCAGAGAAGCGAGUCAACAGUCACAAACCUCUCAAAUAUCCCGCAAGUCUGGCAGCUUGAAGCGCCGACUUACUACUAAGCACUCUGAUUUGGUAUCAGUGCUCUCACUUCCUGACGAUGGCCAGCUGGUCCCACCCAGCCGCUCAAGGAGCAUCAAGGCCUCGCGCAGUCUUCACAGAAAGCCUAGCAAGGCUAACGACAGUAGGGUCAAUGAUCUGCUAGAGGAGUUUGCCGAUGAUGAGCACUUCUAUCAUCGAGAACUGAAGACCUUGGUCGACGGUGUCGUCCCCGUGCUCUUGAACGAGUUUGUCCAUAGAGACAAUGUGGACGAUGCCGAUCGCAAAACAGACAGCAUGGCCAAGGCUGUGGUGAAUAUGGGUGUCGCUCUCGAGAAGUUGUGGACUUACCACAAGCGCGCGCCCCUGCAUGAUAUUCGGAGGCUCCUUGAAUGGCUCGAAGCCGUCUCGCCGGUUUAUAACAACUACCUUGACGUAUGGCGAUUGGGAUUCCAGGAUCUCAUUGUCAACCUCGCACCGCCGAGCGGGAAGAUCGACGAGAAUGACUCCCUCCUGAAUGCGCUACCUCGCAAUGAGGAUGGUGAUGUGCUCAGCUACAACGGUGAGCGGGUGGAUGUUGCGUACUUGUUGAAGCGGCCCCUGAUCCGAAUAAAGUGGAUGUACAAGUUUCUCCGGGCGGCUGUUAUGGUGAUCAAGACUCCGGAAACUGAGGACCUACUCAAAUUGUACGGCAACCUCCAGGAGAAGGCUCGAACACGGCAUCGUGAGGAGUUCGCUCGCAUGACCGAUGAGGACGCCAACAACACCGACACAACACGCGCCAGAGACCUUCGCAACCUGCGACCACUGGACAACGUUCGGAUCGAUCCGAGCAGGCAAGUGGCAGCUAAAGACUCGUUUGAGAUGGACCUUGAACACUCGAGCGGCCAACGACUUGAGUGCCAAAUCGAACUUAUGCACCGAGACAGGGUCAACGUGCCUUCUGACAUGGGGGAUAUCCUCAUCCGUGACAUCAGCAACAAGGCUAAGCCAUGGCUGCUUUUCCCGCCUGUUCCAAGGCAGUACAUCUCGGCAAGAAAAGGCGAGAGUCCCAGGAGCAUGAUUGUCAUGAUCCGCGGUAGACAUAACGGCGACGAGUGGUAUGAGCUGAUCAAGCUGUCCACUGCCGAAGAGGUCCAGAUUACGGACUGGCUGGGGAUUUUGGGUAGCGACCCCAUGCCUCCCCUCUCACGACCUAAGCCGCCGAUAAGCAUGAGCCUUAUUCACGUCAGCUCACCAAAAGCGGACGACCUCGACGUCCCGAUUGGUGAACCUAGCGUUAUUGGCUCGUAUGAUGAUGAAUUCAGGACGCCUAGCCGAUACCACAAGCGACAAGCCAGCGCUCCGGUCACCUCCUACCCGGCUCCCAACAAACACAUUCCGUACAGCGAAUCUGUGGAUAUCUUCAGAUCUCAGCCAAUUACCCCAGCCUACGGAAUCGAAUCUGUGCCUAUUCCUCGGCCCCUCAACAUCAAGGGUUCAGCUGCCGUUCAACCUCCGGUGGAGCUUGGUCCUACGACCCGGGUGAAGAGGCGCACAUCCUCUCCUCUCAAGCACGAAUAUCACCCAUCCGACAUCGACUCUGAGACUGAAGAAUCCGCCCGCAGUGACUCGGAGUCGUCAUCAUCCUCCAGCGACGAGUUGGACGAAGAUGAUGUUCCGGAUACGAUCCCGGGUUAUAGCCUCAAGCAACCCUUGCCCCAGAUCGUUGAAGAAUCCGUUGUUUCAGAAAACACUAUAGCGCCAUCACAAUCAGCUUCUCAGGCUGGAGCACCUCAGCCAGGGCAGCAAACCCCGCAAGAGAGGACUGUGCAGAGGUUUGUUGCAUCAGUCUCGUACUGGUCCAACAGAAAGGGUAUCUGGAGGGAGAUCAACACUGAACCCUCGCGCAUCCUGGUCUUCCCCGGAAGUAUGGAGGUACACAUGCUCCAGGAAACCCCAGGGAACAAACAGGCGUACCCUCUGCAGACCUCUGGCACGUCCGAGGUCGAUAUGGCGAACAGAGAGGCUGGAGGCAUUGUCCCUCUUAUCUGCCUCAUCCUCACCCCAGUGGUCAUGAUUCGCCGUAGUACGGCGCUUGACCUCGAGGUCCGCAGCCGCGUAUCUCCCGAGUCUCGCCUGAGCAGCAUCGAUAGCGGCAUGUUCCGCUUCCGCGCCGCGAGCCAGGAUGAAGCGAAGGCCCUUUACGAGGCGGUGCACCAAAGCCGGCUGAACAAUGCUAGGUACAUUCAGCUUGCCGAGGAGGCACGUGUCCGUUCUUUUGGGCAACAAAUACAGAACGAUUCUGGCGCCGGUAGCGCCGACGGCACUGAAACCUCCAGCCGUCGGAAGAGCAUCUUUGGCCGCAAGAACAGUUAUCGCGCAUCCACUCGCGCGCCCAGCCAGCACAGCAGCGCGACAACCAGCGUUUCGGCUAAAAGCUUCUUGCGCCGCUUACUCGGCGGCGAGAACACGUCGUUCAACAUCGGCAAGUCCACCGUCGACAAGCAAUCCCGCCCUGGCUCCAUCGCCGGAAGCGGUGGUGCCCACGGCGGCGGCAGCGGCAGCCUGUACUCAAGCGGCUACUCCUCUGGUACCGGCGGCAAUGACUCCUCAACUCCGCCGCGGAGCGCAUCCGGCUCCGGCAGCCAAUCCCCCAGCCGCUGGAGCAUUGGUCUGGCCAAGCCGUUCACUCCAGGCCAACCGCUCGAAAUCCGCUGCCACUUGAACGUGCAGAACAACCGCUGGGCUGACAAGGGCGACUGCAUCCUGCACAUUGGCCGUCCUCCCCCGGGCGUACGCCAGGAGCUAUCGCUCUACCACGGCCUAGAGAAACGCAUCAUCGUGACACACGCCACCAAGAAGGUUUCUGACAAGCCACUCAUUUUGUUAGAUGCCGUGCUGGGAUCCAAAUCCUUCAGCAUGCUGGGAACAAAGGGCAUCAUGUGCAGCGUCUGGGAGAAUCUGCGAGACGAGGAAGGAAACGUCGGUCUAGCACCCCGCACGGGAAGGGUCGCUGGCAAGGUGACCAAGUGGUGCUUCCAAUGCAAGAGCGUGCAGCAGGCCAACUGGGUCUUUGGCAUGGUCACGAGCGAGGUGGAGGGGUUGCUGCUCUAG
Messenger RNA from Neurospora hispaniola, 6033 nucleotides. RefSeq lists its product as uncharacterized. The coding region runs from base 1 to 6033 and encodes 2010 amino acids. Lineage: Eukaryota; Fungi; Ascomycota; Sordariomycetes; Sordariales; Sordariaceae. Gene Ontology annotation, cellular component: nucleus; site of double-strand break. The record is from RefSeq and is a predicted model, not a curated record. The transcript has 2 exons.